AUGACAUAUAGAGCAUUAAAACUGCGAGUCGCUCGCACAUUUUCUCUCUUUCUCCACCUUCAAAUGCUCACCUCCACUGUGGUCAGCGUUACUGGAUUUAAAUUGCCGUCUUUUACCAAUAGACAAGCUCCUGAUACCCUCGAAUUUUCAGAUCUUCAUGGACUUUCAGACAAUGGCUUCCAAAUGACCGUCGAUCUCCCACGUUUACUCCAUGGAAAUCCUGCUGAGCAGAAUACCUUGUUCACUGAGGCACUUCGGUUACUAGAUUCUAUGCAACAUGCACCAUCGUGCAACCAGCGUGCGGCAGCGAGUUUGAUAACUUCAUGUCAAACCUUGUCAGCUGAUACAAGUGAGAGAAGACAUUUCACUCACUCCGACUUGGACCAUGUCAAAUCGUUAUAUGCCGCUAGGCUAGCUAUAUGUGAGAUAACCGGUGCUGGAGCUGCUAUGCCGGAGAAAUGUUUAGAUGCAUUUCCUUCUUACAAUGACUGGAAGCCUCAAUACAAGGACAAGACUCAAAGAUUCCAAGUCACAGACGAGGAAAAAAGCAUUCCGGCGGUUUUACUGGAGCCAUGUCUCAGGUCACUAGAAUCAAAACCGCAGUGGUGGACAAGCUAUAGCAACAGCCGUCAAAAUGCUGCUGUGAUGUGCCAUGCCGCUCGCUUUGAAAUUGAGAAGGAGGAGCUACUCUACCGUCACAGAGUCCUCACUGAAGUUACAUCUGGAUUAAAUAAUCACUUGAACCUAACCCUGGAAAAUUCUUAUACCCAAACUAAACAGCAUUGUGAAUUUUUACAGGUUGUUGAUACUAUGCGUCGAAACCUGCUACGUGACCUACAUAGAGAUAGCGACAGUAUUCACAACCAGUUUACCGAACUUUUGGCAGGCGCUAAGGAUAUGUUUCGCAUCGCAAAUGGAGAAUUCCAGGGGUUUAUGGAAACCGCUUUGACAGAGACCGCUACUCUUGCUAAGCAAAUGAAAUUGUCAAUUCUCUCAGCUCAAGAAGUAAAACGAGUUUUAGGCGAGGUUCUUAUCGAAGAAGUGAAGCAAAACUCAGACCUGGUUUCUGCAGAGCACAUGGCUCUCCGAGCCAAUGCCCACUUAAUAACUGACAUUCAAAACUCACUCAGUGAGGUGAAUCAGGCUAGAAUAGGUUUCAUCGUGGAAGAGUUGAAUCGUCUCCACGUGUCGAUGCAUUCUCUAAGUGAAAUAGUUUCCAGCGUGGAACAACAGCACUCUUCCCUCGAUAAUCGUAUUAAACAUUUCGAUGCAGCAUUUAGCGACUUUGAACAGAAAGCUGCAUUUCUUCGACACAUGAUGGGCACACAAAUAAUGAACCAAAGUCGGCUUUCGACAUGCAUGGUGUCUUUUUCUGUGCUCAUGGAUAUAGUUUUCGGGGCAGCUCUUUUCAUAUCGGGAGGCUUUACCUGGCCUCAAGCUAUUCAAAAACCUUCCCUCAUCACUGUACACGAAGUGACACCUAUCGAGAUUACAUGCUUCAUCUUGGGGUUUGUCAUUAGUGCUGUUUCCGUCAUUACGAUAGCUGUCAGGGGCUUCACUUUCAAGUCAAAGCUUGUGAUGGCUUCGAAUUCGGAAACAAUGAGGCUCCCUUAA
Molecule: messenger RNA, 1614 nt
Organism: Nannizzia gypsea CBS 118893
Lineage: Eukaryota; Fungi; Ascomycota; Eurotiomycetes; Onygenales; Arthrodermataceae
Exons: 6
Coding region: 1-1614 (537 amino acids)
Biological process (GO): nuclear membrane fusion involved in karyogamy; karyogamy involved in conjugation with cellular fusion
Cellular component (GO): endoplasmic reticulum membrane
Source: RefSeq, a predicted model, not a curated record